This is a messenger RNA of Branchiostoma belcheri (Belcher's lancelet), 1483 nucleotides long. RefSeq names its product apoptosis regulatory protein Siva-like. The transcript is spliced from 5 exons. Gene Ontology annotation, biological process: extrinsic apoptotic signaling pathway. Bases 101 to 808 code for a protein of 235 amino acids. Gene Ontology annotation, molecular function: CD27 receptor binding. NCBI's taxonomy places the organism in Eukaryota, Metazoa, Chordata, Leptocardii, Amphioxiformes, Branchiostomatidae. The record is from RefSeq and is a predicted model, not a curated record.
UAAAGUAGUGGUAUAUACCACUAAGCUCUGUGCGAUUUAAAACGAAGAGGAAGAAAGAGUUGUUGAGAGUUUUGUUCUGCUUUGUUGUCAGCCUUUCACCAUGCCAAAGCGCCCCAACCCGUGGGGAGACUACGCCCCGCAGCUCAAGACUCAUGUCGGGCAGAAGGAAGUCAACUUGGGCGUCUGUAAGGACCAGAAUAUGAAGGCGGUGUACGAACACACCCAGAAGAUGCUGUUUGAAGGUGCCAGGAAGUGUGCGGGUGCAGUGGAGAUGACUGUGGCUGUCGCAGAUGUGCCUAUGGACCACCACGACCACCUGUUGGCAGGACAGAUGCACCUGGAUAGAUACCUCCAGGUGCCUCAGGUUCACGCAGGUGCAAAUGGUGUGACUAACGGUGCAAAUGGUAUGACCAAUGGUGCAAAUGGUGUGACCAAUGGUGCAAACGGUGUGACCAAUGGUGCAAAUGGCCACUCCCAUGCACUCAAUGGUCACUCCCAUGGACUCAAUGGACACUCCCAUGGACUCAACGGCCACAGUAUGACCAACGGUGGUGCAAACGGUCACUCGCACCUGAACGGUCAACACAAAGCCAUGUUUGGUAAAGGAGGCUCCCUCAGCCCGACCUCCUGCCAGGUCUGCAGCCGUCCCAUCCGAGCCCUGUACCGCUGCAGCUUCUGUGACAAGGCCAUGUGUUCCUCCUGCCAGCGCCAGUGCAGCAACUGCUACGGGGAGUUCUGUCUGCUCUGCUCAGUGGCCAACUAUGACUCCAGAGAUGAGAGAUCAUUCUGCUUGAGCUGCUCAACUUGAAGCUGUAUGUUGUAUGAUAGGAAAACACAAAAGCAAACAAAUACCAAGAGUAGACACAAUUGUUGGUCAUUUACAGGUGACAGAUGUUAAUACAUUCGAAGGCUAAAUAAAAUAAGUAAUGGUGAAGCUAUUACUGGGAGGGCAAAGGAAAGACUAAAAUUUGUUGUACAUGUAGAAAAAUCUGAUUUACAAAAGAUAUUUGGUGCUAGGAUAGAGAUACAUACUUAGAGUCUGUUGGUUUGAGUUGUGAACUGCAUAAGGGACGACUGCAUUUCAUGUAGAAUGUGUUCAUGAAGAUAGAAAGGGAAUUUAAGUCCAACUGUAGUGGAGAUUGAAAAUCAGCUCUGAACUUGACUUACCUUUGCUGUAAACGAACAAUUGUCAUAAUAGGGAUGUCUAAUUAGAAAUAAGACUAACAUUAACUGAAAUCAAGACUUGCAGUUAAAUGAUCAUGAAGAAUUCAUGUGUGGCACUCAUAGUGAGAGUACACAUUGAAUAUACAUGUGUAUAUAUACAAACUUCUCUAAAUUGAUGUUGUCAUAAACAUAUUGAUGCUUUUUCCUGUACAAAUUGCCAUGUAUGUGCUGUCCAUAUAGCUUCAAUUAUUAAAAAAAACACUUAUGUUAGACUGUUACAAGUUGGAAUAUUUCUUAAUAAAGAAGUUAUUUUUGACAA